UCUUAUUCAACAAAACCAUUAUAACCUGAGAGUCUCAAAGUUUUCUGGAGCCUCCUGACUAACAAGUUUCCUAUAGACGUUUUAAAGACAAGGCUUUCUCAUUAUGGAUCCAAUACCUUCUCGGCACAUCACUUUGCCCUUUGACAUAUACAAGGACAGGAAGACAGUGUUCUCAAGCGAAGUCACUGACGUCCUAUUAAUGUUAUAUCCUCAAACCACUUCUCUGUCAUUCGUUGGAUAUUUCUUGAUAUUCCACCUCACUUCUCUGUCUCCCAAGCCCUGGCCGAAAACAAUUGGUGGCGUACAAUCAUAUUUUACGAUUGGUGAAAAUGAUAUGGGUCGGCUUUCUGCUUUUAUCAAUGGCUAUGGCAAACAAAAUUUUCGCGUAUGCUGCGAUAUACCCUCACUACCUUCACACACGAAGUUGAUGAUAUUGGACAUAAAAUCAAGGCAUUAAUACAAGGAUUAAACCUAAACCUAACUCUACCCAAAGGGGGUAGCUGGGCA
Messenger RNA from Talaromyces proteolyticus, 507 nucleotides. RefSeq lists its product as uncharacterized. The transcript has a single exon. The record is from RefSeq and is a predicted model, not a curated record. Bases 104 to 457 code for a protein of 117 amino acids. NCBI's taxonomy places the organism in Eukaryota, Fungi, Ascomycota, Eurotiomycetes, Eurotiales, Trichocomaceae.